GGAUGUAAAUGGGAAAACGGUGUCUGAAGAGUUCACAUCAGAAGCAGACAUGUACCUUGAUGUGACUGUGAACUAUCUGUGGGUCCAAACCAUGAAYUACGUUGGACAGUUGGCAGGGCAAGUGUUUGUAACUGUAAAGGAGCUCUAUAAGGGACUAAACCCAGCCACACUGUCAGGUUGUAUAGAUAUCAUUGUYGUACGUCAGCCAGAUGGAAAUCUUCAGUGUUCCCCUUUCCAUGUUCGCUUUGGGAAAAUGGGAGUUCUACGUUCCAGGGAGAAAGUGGUUGACAUAGAAAUUAAUGGAGAGGCUGUAGAUUUGCACAUGAAACUGGGAGACAAUGGGGAGGCCUUUUUUGUGCAGGAGACGGAUAAUGAUCAGGAGGUAAUUCCUUUACAUCUGUCCACAUCCCCCAUUCUGUCUGAGGGGACUGCUUUAAUGGAAUCGCAGCUGAAGAGGAAUUCCAUAGACAGGAUACGAAACUUGGACACCAAUGCAUCCUCACAAGUYCCGCCCCAAGCUCAUGGAGCUCAGCCUUCUACUGAAACACCUCCAGUCUCUAGCUCUGUGAAAAAAAGAAGGAAGAAGAGGAGGAAGUCGACCCAUAAACUAGACAGCUUAAAAAGAGAAGACACACAUGGAGACACAUCAGAAGAUGAAGACAUGUUUCCCAUAGAUAUUAGCUCAGAGGAGGAAAAAGAGCCAUUGGACAAUUCAAGGAUCCCUGUUCCAGAUGUUUUUGUUGAUGAUGUGUCUGACAUAAAGGCUCCUGCAGUUUCUGUGCUUUCUCAGUCUGCGCCUUACACUCAUUCAGAUGGAGAAUGGUCACCUCUUCAAAGCCCAUCAGAUUCACGUCCUCCUACUCCUCAAAGUGACUCAGAAUUAGUCAGUAAACCUACGGACAGAAGUGGACUGAAAGAUAAUCCCCACAUGCACUGGGCAUGGGGAGAGCUACCCCAGGCUGCAAAGGCCAGUUCUCUGCUCAAAGCAAAGGAGCCCAGUGUGGCAGAUGUAAAUCCUUCUGAAAGCACUCACUUUCGGGUUAUCCAGAGUUCUCCUGUAGAAGAGUUUAACACAGUGUCUCCUCUGCCUGCCCUUGGACAAGGAGAUGCAGCAACUGCUGAUGAAAGUGAGCCCUUACCAGCUGAGACAAAUAAGCCAGAGACAGAAUUGCCAGGAGCAGCUGAACCCUCAUUGCCUGCAAAUGAAGAAAUAAAACAAGCUGCAGCUUGCUCAGCCCARCCAACUGGCAAGACGGAUUCCCCUUCCAGAAAGAAAGACAAACGGAGCCGGCAUCUUGGUGCUGAUGGUGUCUAUUUAGAUGACCUCACUGACAUGGAUCCAGAAGUUGCUGCACUUUAUUUCCCYAAAAACGGGGACAAUGUCCAAAGCAAGARCACGGCUGACGCGGGGCCGCGGUCAGCCAGCCACUCCCCGCAGUCUGUCGGCAGCUCAGGGGUUGACAGCGGAGCUGAAAGCACCUCGGAUGGAAUUCGGGAUUUGCCCUCCAUUGCCAUUUCUCGCUGCGGAGGCCUUACUGAGAACAAAGAGAUAACCAAAGAAGAAUUCUUAGAACAUGCAGUAACAUAUCAGCAGUUUGUGGACAAUCCUGCUAUCAUUGAUGACCCUAAUCUUGUGGUUAAGAUUGGAAAUAAGUACUACAACUGGACGACAGCUGGUCCCCUUCUGCUGGCAAUGCAGGCUUUCCAGAAACCUUUGCCAAAGGCAACUGUGGAAUCUAUAAUGAGAGACAAGAUGCCCAAAAAAGGUGGAAGGUGGUGGUUUUCAUGGCGAGGGAGGAACAGCACCAUUAAAGAGGAAACAAAGCCAGAGCAAGGUGAGRGUGGACUUACAGAAGACUCUUCACAGAUGAGCAGGGCAAACAGAAUAAAAGAUGAAUCUUCUUCAAGCGAUGAAGACCCUAGAGCUGCCAAAGAAAACCUUGGGUCAUUACAAACAAACUCCAGUCAUCUCUCAUUAUUGUCUGGAAUCAGUUACAAAAAGUCACUUCGACUCACUUCUGACCAGCUUAAAAGCCUAAAGCUCAAGAAUGGCCCCAAUGAUGUGACCUUUAGUGUAACAACCCAGUAUCAAGGCACCUGCCGCUGUGAAGGCACCAUUUACCUGUGGAAUUGGGAUGAUAAAGUUGUUAUUUCUGACAUUGACGGAACAAUCACAAGGUCAGAUACCUUAGGUCAUAUUUUGCCAACUCUUGGCAAAGACUGGACACACCAAGGGAUUGCAAAGUUGUACCAUAAAGUGAGCCAAAAUGGAUAUAAAUUUUUGUACUGCUCAGCACGUGCUAUUGGAAUGGCAGGCAUGACCAGAGGAUACUUGCACUGGGUCAAUGAAAGAGGAACUGUGCUGCCUCAGGGGCCAGUUUUGCUGAGUCCAAGCAGCCUAUUCUCYGCUCUUCACAGGGAGGUCAUAGAAAAGAAGCCAGAAAAAUUUAAAGUUCAGUGUUUGACAGACAUCAAAAACUUGUUUUAUCCCAACACAGAACCCUUUUAUGCUGCUUUUGGAAACAGACCUGCUGAUGUUUAUUCAUACAAACAAGUGGGGGUUUCUUUAAACAGGAUAUUUACAGUUAACCCCAAAGGAGAACUUAUACAAGAGCAUGCAAAGACAAACAUCUCAUCCUAUGUCAGACUCUGUGAAGUGGUAGAUCACAUUUUCCCUUUGCUGAAAAGAAGCCAUUCUUCAGACUUCCCCUGUUCUGACACCUACAGCCAGUUCACCUACUGGAGAGAACCUCUGCCACCRUUUGAAACUCAGGAUGUACAUCCAGCCUCAUCUUAACCCCAUCUCCAAACUGGUGGUCUCACCUCAGUGGGUUGGCUUGUGUUGAAAGGACAUCACUUGGCUUUUGCUGUUGCCAGUUCASUUGGAAUCUGGGAAGUUGUACUUCUAUAAGAGCAUUAUAAUCUCUURUUGUGAGCAAACUUAGGAAUGCUUUUUAAUACUUAGUCAGAUUUCCAGACAAGAGGAGUCUUGCUAGGAAUAGGAGUUGCGUUUCUAGAUCCUCUCUCUGCUCCUCAAAUUUUGCCAUGCACUUUCAUGAUAUGAGAUCAAUUAAAAGUGAAGUGAUGUUGGAGUUGCAGUUGAAUGUGCCAUAAGGUUGUAACGUGGUUCCAUGCCUGUUCUGUAUCACUGAAGGCAUCUUUCAUCCCAUCAGAGCCCCUUGCCAGUAAGGAAACUGAAGGUGCUCAUCAUUCCUGACAUUGGUGGCACGGACAGGGAUUGCAAUCCGUGUAUCAAAAUUCUCUUCUCUCUGAAGAAGCAAAUGAUUCUUCCCUUCUCCCCUUGCUUGACCAACAACUGUUUGUUUAAGAGUUAAUUACUGGUCUAGAUCCUCAGCAGAUGUAAAUCAGUGUAGCUGUCGAAACCAAUUGAGCUGUGUUUGAUUUAUUCCAGCCUGYUUUGACAUGGGACAUUUCUGAGGAAAUAAAUUAUGUGUAAUCUCAAUAGAAAKUAAAUGAAAUAGGAUGGCCAGAUUCUUCCAGUCUUUCUCAGUUUGAGAAGCAGUAUGCUUUAACAGUAGCUUUUUGGAUCAAGGUAAGUGUGCAAGUGGAAAAUACAGGCUACUGUGUAUACCUUAGUGAAGUGGGYAAUUUUCAGUAAACACAUCUUUCCCACACACAGCUGAGGUUGAAGAUUUGUUACUGAGCCAAAACAGUGUGGAUUUUAUCAAAAUAGAAUUGUUUUGUUUGAAAUAUUAUUUUGGUUAAAAUGUGAAUUCUGAUGCUGGUGAAUGAUGCAUCUCAGGUUUUUACUGUAUCGAUUUUUUUGUUUUGUUUUCUACCAUAACAAAUGGAUACUUCUAGUGCAAUUUAUUCUCCUUUAAUGUAAUGAAAUGUAUUUUUUCUUUUUUUUUUCCUUAUUUAUCCAGACACAAGCUGUAGAUAUUGCUUUUGACAGCCUUAAGACUGAACUGUGUGCACUAAAAGCAAUACUGUGGAUCAGUUGAUAACAUUUUCCAAAUGGUCUGCCUUUACACWAUGUGGUACUUAAACUAUGGACUCCAAGUGCCCACAUGCCAAAUUAUUUCAGACGUGUCGUAGUUAUGAAAGAAACUUUCUUUUUCCUUUUGAGAUAUAUUGAAAAGUCUGAUUUUUCUCUGAAACACUGACAUGAGAUUCUAUGUAUGUUGUAUUUCAGUAUGGCUACACURGUGGUUCACAAGCUGUGGUCUCUGCCAGCUUGUGGUAUGAGGCUAUGGUACAUGUUUUGCAGCUGYUUUGUAGUGUUUUCAYUUAAGAGUUUAAUAACAGGAAGGCYG
Messenger RNA from Malurus melanocephalus (red-backed fairy wren), 4277 nucleotides. RefSeq names its product lipin 1 (gene LPIN1). Gene Ontology annotation, biological process: triglyceride biosynthetic process; cellular response to insulin stimulus; fatty acid catabolic process. Bases 50 to 2797 code for a protein of 915 amino acids. Gene Ontology annotation, cellular component: mitochondrial outer membrane; nucleus. The transcript is spliced from 20 exons. The record is from RefSeq and is a predicted model, not a curated record. NCBI's taxonomy places the organism in Eukaryota, Metazoa, Chordata, Aves, Passeriformes, Maluridae. Gene Ontology annotation, molecular function: phosphatidate phosphatase activity; transcription coactivator activity.